Molecule: messenger RNA, 6740 nt
Organism: Etheostoma spectabile (orangethroat darter)
Lineage: Eukaryota; Metazoa; Chordata; Actinopteri; Perciformes; Percidae
Gene: syt14a
Product: synaptotagmin XIVa
Exons: 10
Coding region: 122-1846 (574 amino acids)
Molecular function (GO): phospholipid binding
Source: RefSeq, a predicted model, not a curated record
GCUUGCUCGCGGGUGCCUGGUGGACUGUACCACCCUAUGAAUCUCCCCCUGCCCGCACCCUUGCAGUGGGCCGCUCCCCCUUCUUCACCGCUCGCUUUGGUGGAAGCCCAAACAGAACAUCAUGGCGAUUGAUGGUGGCGAGCGUAACUGUGGAGUGCAUGAGCUGAUCUGCGUCAGAAAAGUCUCUCCAGAGGUGCUGGGGUUUCUGACAGCCAUCGGACUCUUCAUCAUCCUCAUGACCCUCCUGUUCUGGUACCUGAACAACAAGUUGGCACUAGAGAACCCAGGGAGCCUUCAGUGCCUUGAUGACUUCAGGAAAAAAGCCGAGUUGCAAGACAAGACCUACUCCGACGGCGACUUGCAGGGUUCGUCAUCGGACAGCGAGGAUGAACUGAUGGGUCAGUAUCAGGAAGCGGUCAGCCGCUCCCAAGGCCUCCGGGGAGGAGCCAAGGCAGCCGCUAAUACCAAACACGCAGGAGGGUUCUGCUGGGAGAGCCGGCAGAAGUACAGCCCUCUGACUGCUGAGUAUAACGGCUACAGCAGUGAAGCCUCGGCUGAUGACGCCAACUGCAUCCAGAGGAUGAGACGAACGCCUCCGCUGGAUGAGCUUCAGCCACCUCCUUACCAGGAUGAGAACGGUUCUCCAAGGAUGUCCUGUACGCUGUCUGAUCUGGGAGACGCCAAGUGUGAUCUGUCCUAUACCAGCGGCAGUCCCCACCUGUCCUUUGGAAAAUGCCCCAGUGAGUGCAGCGAUGGCCCUGAGACUGAGCGUUACCUCAACAAGGGCUACGAGGAGGAUGUACCGAGUGACAGUACAGCUGUGCUCAGCCCAGAGGACAUGUCAGCCCGUGGAUCCUCAGCUCAGCUCCCUAAAGGUUAUGAACCAGAUCCACUUGCAAAAUAUGGCACUCUGGACGUUGUGUUUGACUACGACUCAGAGGAUCAGCAACUGGCAGUCACCAUCACGGCAGUAUCAGAUCUUCCUGCCUUAAAACGCACAGGCAACAUCUCCUGGCAGGUCCACCUGGUGCUGCUGCCCACCAAGAAGCAGAGAGCCAAGACAGGAAUCCAGAGAGGUCCGUGCCCAAUCUUCACCGAGACCUUCCGCUUUAGCCAGGUGGAGUCAGAGAUGAUCAGCAAUUACGCCAUUCGAUUGCGCCUUUAUAGUAUGCGGCGGAUGAAGAAGGAGAAGGUGCUAGGGGAAAAGGUGUUCUACCUCACCAAGCUCAACCUUCAGGGCAAAAUGUCUGUGCCGGUCAUAUUAGACCCAUGCUGUGCUCUCCCGGGUGGUGAAUCCCAAGUCAGCCUUUCAGAUAUGACAUGCAGUGAAAGCGCCUCAUCAUUCCAGUCAGUCAGUCAGACUUCCACACCAGAGAUCCUCGUGGGCCUGGUGUACAACGCCACAACAGGACGUCUCUCAGUGGAGAUCAUCAAAGGCAUCCAUUUUAAAAACCUGUCUGCCAACAAGCCACCCAAUGGGCUGUUCUGUUGUCUAAAACACUUAAUAGGUGGACAGGUUUAUAUUAUCAGAGAUACAUAUGUUAAGCUGACCUUACUGAACUCCAUGGGCCACGAGAUGUCCAAGUGUAAGACGUCCAUCUGUCGAGGUCAGCCCAACCCAACCUACAAAGAAACGUUUGUCUUCCAGGUAGCACUUUUCCAGCUAUCAGACGUCACGCUUAUUCUGUCUGUCUACAACAAGCGCAGCAUGAAGCGUAAGGAGAUGAUUGGCUGGAUUUCGCUCGGCCUCAACAGCUCUGGAGAGGAGGAGCUCACCCACUGGACUCAGAUGAAAGAGUCUAAAGGACAGCAGGUUUGCCGCUGGCACAGUUUAUUGGAGUCCUAACAGCAAGAAAACAUAAAAUGAAGAGAGUGCGUGAGGAUAACUGCACAGAGCAGUUGUCAUCCCAGACAAGUGAGAAAGGGAGUUCAGCUGGGAUAGAGGAAUGUGACAGACGUCCAGGAGUCAGUGGGAAUGAAGGAAAAGACAGAACAACAUGCGUCUGCACUCAGUUGUUUCAGCUUGGCACAGCAUAUUAUUCAUUUUUAUGGCAUUUGUAAAAUCACCAUUGAUUAGUCGUAUGGCUAGUAAUGGGAUGUCAUUUAUUUUCAAGGAUUACCUUGUAAUGACCUUCACAUCUCUGUAGAUGGCAUUCUGUUUUUGUCAGUUGAACUGGUUGAGCUGGGACCUCUUCUAAGUUCUGGGCUAUGUUGUUGAGUAAAUUAUUGUCUGAUAAUUUUGCAUUUCCACACCUACAGCUCAAACAACUGACAUCAGGAUUAUUCUAAAUCUUAACCAAAAGGUUUAAAACAUGAAACAUGGCCCCUCUCUUUGUUUUUCUGCCUGUAUACAACAAGUCACGUAUUGUCACGUAUUUAAGGGUUGACCAAAAAUAGUUCACAAUUUCGAAGCCAGAACAUGGAUGUGCUCGGCCACUUUUCAAAUCAGUAGUAGGUAGUUAUAUUCAAAUUAUAGGGACAAUCUUACUACAGUGCGGUGAACACAAAAUCUUCUACUAAAGUUAGAACAGUUUUGUUUAUUUUAGACGAGAUAUUUUUAUAUUUGUGUUUGUCAUGCUUGUUUUUCCUCACUAGUUUUAAGUGGGCGUGGCUUAGUUGGAAAAAAGUGAUGCUGUCAUGUAUGACCAUGCACCAGUCAGACUUAAGCAGGCAACAUUUGAAUCUAACCGUGCGUUCAUGGGCAUUGUAAAAAUGUUUUCCCCAGUGAAAUUGUCAUCAUUCACGUCAUUUCAUGUUGGAAUCAGAAGUGGGAAACUGGGGCUAGAUUUUGCCAACAGAGUUUCUCAGUUGGUGACGCGUUGUUGAGAACUGACGUACAGAAACACGGCCGACCAUCGUUCAAAUGUGUUAAAUGGUUAGAAACCUUUCCUAAAUAUAGAAAAUUCAUACAUGCGUGUAAUAUAUUUUGCCAAUGUCCCCAAUGUGCUAUCCAAUUAAGGUUGUAGUCAUCCAUUGUUUUCAACAGAGUGCUAUUGCCAGUCACAAGUAAACCAAUCCAAGUCAAGUAGGCCAAUGUUUUGAGCUCUUGUAAAAACUGUAGUGAGGAACGUAAUGUGUAAAUGAAGAGCUUUGGGGUGUCCUUUGUUAUUGUGUCCUCCAUGUUUUCACACACUUGAUGCUCUAGGCUACGCCCAACAGUUGGUGGCAAUAAUGCAACAAGCUGUUAUACCAAAUGCCAAAAAACAGAAAAGAAGAACACGCAUCCCGACCAUGUGAACGCUAUGGGAAAAACAACGUCAUGGGGGCGGUCCCUGAUAUGCCCAGGUGGCAUGAACAGACCCAUAAAUCAUUAGUGGGAGUGUGUGCCAUGGUGUUUGCUAAUGUUACCAGGAACCACACCCACAGUUUUUGAGUGGCUCAAUAUUAUAUUAACUAAAAAAUUAUUUAUAUUUCCAAACAUUAACUUGCUAUAUUGAAUACUCAAUGUUACAGAGAAGUGCUUUAAAGAAGCAGUUUUCAGGGGUUUUAAGCCAUUUUUAUGGUACAUGAAACCACAUUUUGCCUUUUUAACCACGGCUAGCUAACUAAUUAUAUAAACUUUCUUGUUAUAUGAGUAAACAGGGCAGCACCAGUGCCAUGAUCUGCCUGGGAGAAAACUCCACCCCCAGUCUACUUUUCUACUUAGUUCUUGAGUUUGAAUUUCUCCAGAUGUCUGUUGUUUAAGCCAGAGGCAGAGACUUUAGAGAAACAAGUUUCAUGAAUUUAAUAUGGAUACAGUUUAGGUUAAAUCACUAUGUUGUUGAUGAAUGUUGCUGAUUAUUACUUUGCCAAAGCUUAAUUUGCCACAUCCCAAUGUGUCUACUUUAAAUGUAUUGCAAUUACUUGUUGCAUUCAUAUAUGCAGGACUCUGGGAACGGAGGCAUGUUCAAAGAUAUCUUCAAGGCCAAGGAAGUGGAGGCCAUUUUGGAUCAGUUUCCAGAGAACUUAUAAAGAAUUAGUUUGGAGACUUGAGUUGAAUUACACUUUUUAUGAAUCUCAGUCGACACUGCCGAGGCUAAACCCCUCACCAUUGUUUAAGCCUAAACUUAGGUAUACAAAACAUCAACUAAAUAAUUUUAGACAGGCAAAUGUCAGGCAAGUAAAAUUCUUGACAUAUAACCUGACAAUGGAAGUGUCAUGAUUGCUGCUGAGAUAAAGUUCAGUAGUGAUCUCUGAGAAGAAUUAAGCAUUUCACAUUGUUAGAUAUUUUUUCGAAAACACCAGUUUGUGGAAGCAAUGAAAGACUGAGAUAUAGAAAUGUGUAGUAGUUACUGUGGUGGUUGUGUGAUCUUGAGUUUCCAUGCACUAUAAAAAAGUCACACAGAAUGUCAAAGGCAUAAUCAAAGCCAUUUUAAGACACUUUUUUAUGGGUACCAAAUAAUUUGGUCACAUAACACAGCAGUGAAGAUAACAAGUGAAAAGAAAAUAUACCUGUUAAUCUCUUUUACCUGCUCUGGUGCUAAUAAGUGCUGUUGCUGCACGCACGGAAUCCCUUGCCUUAUGGUUUAGUCAGUUCAUAAAUUACUGUAAGUGGACCCAGUACAAGAACAGACGCAGAUACACCCUCAGAGCACACAGACCAUAAUUACAGGAAGCACACACACAGCACCAUUCAACCUCACUAAAGGGAAUUCAAACUGUUUUCAUAGGAGCCUCAGUGUGCGUUGACAAACUUGCAGAAUGUCUAAAUGUAAAUGGGUUGUACUAGAUGUUUAGCUCUGGAUACCUUUUCACUUCAUUUCACUUACAGACAACAGAAAAUACAUAUACUCUUUACUGUGCCUGUGGUUGUGGUGAAAGCUGGUUUUGUGCAGUGUUUACCAAGUGGAUGUGUUGUAUGUGUGUGUGUGUGGUUGUGUGUGUUGACUGGAAAGGUACAGUUGGGGGUUGUGAUAGUUGUUGUAUUUUCUCGUUGGUUGUAACAAUUUCUGAAUAUAUUUACACGUAUUUAGAACGCAGUAACACACUUCUUGAAUGUCUGGCAUAUACUUUAUAUACAGUAAAUUAAAAUGUUAUCUAUUUUGGUGUCAAUGGGGAGGAAAUUGUGUUCAGACAGUAAAAUAGUGACUCACAUAUUAACCCACCCUGUGGGCAAUGCUAUUGUGGAUUGCUAUUGUUUAUUCUGUUCCUUUAUUUUAUGUUUUAGAGGCGUUAUGUCUUAGUAGCUCUGGUGCUCUUUACAUCCCCUGCUCUAAAACCACAAAGGGUUAUGAUGGAAACCAGCAGAGCUCAUCUUAAAAUCAAUAUGUCAAGACUUUUGAUGCUUUUUAACAGUGUGAAACAGAAGCACAGCCUUUACAGCACAACAGUCAAACACACCAUGUAAAAGAUUGGCAGUUGCUCACUUGCAGAUGUAGAGAUACAUCAUAUCAUUGGAAUCCAAAUUUCAAUUCAAUAUUAUUUAUAGUAUCAAUUCACAACUAGAGUUAUCUUAAGACACUUUACAGAUAGAAUAGAUCUAGAACUAAAGUACAAUUUUAGUACUUUUGCCAAAAGUAAAAAAUACAUAAAAUAAAUUUCACUCAUGCAAUAUUUGUUUUAUGAUCGGGCUGGAUCAUUUGAUUUGACUUUAGUAAAUUAAUUCUUAUGUCUUGCAUUUAACUGCCAGCAGAAUAAGGGGAGGGAUCUUGUUAAAUCCACAGAAGGUGUACAGGAAUAUAAAUAGUAUGAUCUUUCACACUGUUAGUGGGUGUCAGAUGCUCCAUAGUCAAGCCUGUUAUCAGUUAAGAAGUAGAUUUCUGUGCAUCCCUAAAUGAUGCACAAUAGUGACAAAAUGUUCCUCAACAACUCUUCACAGAAAAAUUGUAAAAUGUAAUAAUUGGGGAAGAUCGGGUCUUGCUACCUUGCCAUGGAAGCAAAAACAGGUCAAAAGGAUUUUAAUCUUGCAAUCAACAGAAUAUCUAGAUGUGAGAUUUACAUGAUGUAAAUGAUAAAUGAUAAAUCCCCCUUUUAAAAAAUGGUUAGAAUGCACACUUGAUUUUAAAUGUGUUUAAGGGUAUGCAAAUUCAGAUGGAAAAUUGUGCCCAAAAUUAAAGUAAAACUACAUUCGUGUCAUUUUCAGAUCAAAAAUUUCAAGUGGAGUUAAAAACACAUAAACAACACCUUAGGGUGCUAAAACUGGAUAAGGGAAAUUCAGAAACAAAAACUGAUAACCUCUCUCUUUGAAUUUGUGAAAGUUUUGAAAUUCAAACCACUUACAUUGAAAUACAUGGUUUUAGUUUAAGUGGUAUUAAUAAAGUAGUAUUUAAAAUUCUAAGUUUAGUGUUCAGUAGUACUUUUCACAAUUUUCACAAGAAGGUAUUCAGCUGCAUUUAAAAUUCAUUUAUGGCCAUCCUUUGCUCCAGUAGAAACCAACACAAAGACUAGACGGAACAAUUUUCUGCUAAUCUUUUACAAGAUGUGUUCCACUAAUAAGGUUUUUAAAUCAAUAUGGCUAUGCUUUGCAGUCAAGUUUCUUUUGCUUUGAAUUGCUUGACACAUUUCCAACAAAUCCCCCGUUUAAAUGCUGGUUUUAAGUUGUGUUUUUUUUCUUUCAUUUAGUUUGGAAACUACCUAUGCCACAGAUGGCAUUGGUGCCUUACUGUUUUUCACUCAGCAACCUUGUGUCACAGUGUCUUAAUGUACGUAUACAUGUACUUUUCUUCUGUACUUCAGGCUGAGUUUGGAUUGUAAAAUGUCUUACAAAUUGAUUUAUGAUAGACAGAAUUUAUAUGUGAUAUUGUUUAAAAAAUGAAAAGACA